AAAUUACCACCCCUGAAUCAGCCGCAUCAUGGCCAAAGACAUCGGAGCUCCCACACCGCAGUCCGAAAACCCAUCGCCAUGGCCUGCCUCCAAACAAGUUUCCGUUGUAUUGCCCACAGCCUCGACAGAACAACUUCCUACACCGGAUCAAUCGGAGGGUGUCAUGGUCAACGGAUUGUGCAUUGUGGAGGGGAUUCUGCCCGAUGGUCGGGGAAAGCGGCUGACAUGGGAAGAGGUGGAAGUUUUAGUGCGGCUGUGCAUGGAACGGACGACGGAAGACGAAAUCAACACUCGUCCGAAGAAAUGGUGGGCCGAGACUUCUGAUUUGUUAUAUGCGCGGACCGCCCGGUCUUAUUCGUGGCAGUCGUGCAAGCGUCGCAUGCAGCAGUUGUUGUGUGCUUGCCGAUUGUUCAAGGACGGUACUGCGGAUCACUUGGAAUUUGCAGACGCCGGUCUCCAACGUGAUCUUCGCCAGUUGCCUCAUGAUUUGCGUUCGGAGAUGAUUGAGUGGAUGAAUAAAACCGUAUCAAGCGAGCAGCAAAAUGUAUUGGGCAAAAUUAAGGCCCUGGGGGAGCGGCGGGCGGAAAGACAACUCGAGAAACAACAACCUGAAGGGGAAGAUGGAGAAAAGCAGCGGGAGAGAGACUACCACAAACGCAAACAUGACCGAGUUUGGAAAUGGCUAGGUAGUUUGCCUCCCCCGGGGGAAAUGCUAUCCGCGUUGGACGAAAGUGAGCGCACCGAACGGGGACGGAAUGCAAUACCCGCGCAACGAGACCGAUCUCAAUCCCCCCGUCGUGAGGCGACCAAAUACCGCCAACGCUCUCCGCUAGGCCGUCGAGACCCGCAGCCGACUUCAACCCCAACAGGCAAAAUCGAACGCUACUUCGAACCCGAUCAUCCCCGUGACAGUCGCGAGCAGGACGCAGUGAAAAACGAGCGAACAGGCUGGGCUAAACAGCCUCUUCCCAAGAACGACCCGAAAAAAAUGACUCCCGCCGAGCGAUCCGAUCUUGCCGUACAACUGGAAGAUACCGUUGACGACCUUGCCGAUGAUUUCAUUGCCAAUCACAUGUACCCUCUGGUCCGCUCAGCCUACCCCAGCUAUACCGAUGAAGCCAGAAACAAGCAUGAGGCAGUAAACCUCGCCUGCUACGCCUUGUUCCGGAACAUGGCGAAAAUCACUGUCGAACUCCUGGCUGCCGCAGGCCUGCCAACUCCUCCUUUUCCAGCGGAGUAGUCUCUCUUAACCCUCUAUUGUUUUCCUUUCUUGUUUUGACUUCCAGUUCGGGUGGCAUUGUCCAGCAACACAUUGGCAAUCAGCCAAGCAUGAUACCCCAGCAUUGAUGCCUUUUGUUGCCUUUGCAUUUCUUUGCAUUACAUUCCCUGUUUGUGUAUCUUUCUAUAUAUCCAUUGCAUUGCAUGGUUGGGUUUGAAUUUGAAUUAAGGAGUUCUGUUUGCAUAAUGUUUUUCACUGCGCAUUGUCCAUAGAUAGAAAUAGAAAUAGAAAUAGAUGCAUUGC
Molecule: messenger RNA, 1522 nt
Organism: Aspergillus glaucus CBS 516.65
Lineage: Eukaryota; Fungi; Ascomycota; Eurotiomycetes; Eurotiales; Aspergillaceae
Exons: 1
Coding region: 29-1240 (403 amino acids)
Source: RefSeq, a predicted model, not a curated record